This is a messenger RNA of Topomyia yanbarensis, 911 nucleotides long. RefSeq names its product peroxiredoxin-2. Gene Ontology annotation, cellular component: mitochondrion; cytosol. Gene Ontology annotation, molecular function: thioredoxin peroxidase activity. The coding region runs from base 190 to 882 and encodes 230 amino acids. The record is from RefSeq and is a predicted model, not a curated record. The transcript has 4 exons. Lineage: Eukaryota; Metazoa; Arthropoda; Insecta; Diptera; Culicidae. Gene Ontology annotation, biological process: cellular response to stress; hydrogen peroxide catabolic process; response to oxidative stress.
GUUGCCAAAUUCUAGUGUUGAAAUCAUCGUAAAGGGAGUGUUACCGUUUUGACUGAUUUUCACUCUGCGUCUCUUUCACUAUUCUCUUUGGUAGCAUUGACGCAAACCAAACUAUUACUAAAAAGUCCCGAUUAUAAUAGGACAAUAAGUAGCAUUUCAUUGAUCAAGCAUAUUCUAAAAUUCAUAACUAUGUCCUUCCUAGCCAAGUUCUUAAGGAUAAACUUUUCCCAGCUAACUGUGGUAGCAAAUUCAGAAUUACAGAAAAAUAGUUUUCAUACAGCUCGUGCACUAAGCGUGGCACAGGUUCAAAAACCCGCACCGCCGUUCAGUGGAACCGCUGUCGUGGACAAUGAUUUCAAAGAUAUUAAACUUGAUGACUACAAGGGAAAGUAUUUAGUAUUAUUUUUUUAUCCAUUGGACUUCACAUUCGUCUGCCCGACCGAGAUUAUCUCAUUUAGCGAGCGUAUUCAGGAUUUUCGUGCUUUGAAUACUGAAAUUGUUGGCGUGUCCGUAGAUUCGCAUUUUUCACAUUUGGCCUGGGUAAAUACACCUCGUAAAGAAGGAGGUCUUGGAAAGAUUGAAUAUCCCUUGUUGGCUGAUUUGACGAAAAAAAUAUCUGCUGACUAUGGUGUGCUUCUAGAUGAAGGUAUCUCCCUAAGGGGACUCUUCCUAAUUGACCCUAAUAGCAUCGUUCGCCAAAUUACGAUAAAUGAUUUGGCGGUAGGACGUUCGGUGGAUGAAACGUUAAGAUUGAUUAAGGCGUUCCAGUUUGUUGAGAAGCACGGUGAAGUUUGCCCGGCUAAUUGGGACCCUAAAGCUAAUGCCGAUACGAUCAAACCGGAUCCAAAAGGAUCACAAGACUAUUUCAAUAAACACGGGUAAAUUGUUUGCAAUAUAAAUAUUGCCAAGAA